Messenger RNA from Apis dorsata (giant honeybee), 1961 nucleotides. RefSeq names its product aldose 1-epimerase-like. The record is from RefSeq and is a predicted model, not a curated record. Gene Ontology annotation, molecular function: carbohydrate binding; aldose 1-epimerase activity. Lineage: Eukaryota; Metazoa; Arthropoda; Insecta; Hymenoptera; Apidae. The transcript is spliced from 7 exons. Gene Ontology annotation, biological process: beta-D-galactose catabolic process via UDP-galactose, Leloir pathway; glucose metabolic process. Bases 286 to 1467 code for a protein of 393 amino acids.
UCUUUUUCGAAGAAAUCCUUUCUUUCAGAACGAGCUUUCGAUUCACGACUCGCUUUCUUCUUUCUCCUCUUCGACGCGAAGUUGCCGCAAUUUAGAACAGGUAUUUCGGCCCCGUAACCUCGUUGCGCGAUCCGUGGUCAAAAUUCUUUGUGGAAAAAAAGAAAAGUAAUAAAUGGCUUUUUGUUAAAAGUCGGGAAAUUGAAAUGGUGUGUGGAUGCAAAUGUUAAAUUGCUCGCGGUAGAUUAAAUCGUUGGGAAAAGGGGGGAUAAAUUCUCGUGUUACACCAUGUCCCUGGCGGAAACGUUUAUAGAGGAAGACGGUUUCGGCUUCAUUCCUAGGCCUGCCCGCAAUAAACACAACCAACCGUACGAAAUUGUUCGAAGGUACACAAUGACGAACAAGCACAAAGCGUCGGUGCAAUUGAUAUCUUGGGGCGCUACCAUCCAAGCCAUCAAGAUACCAAAUCAAUCGGGCAUUUUGGGCGACGUUGUUCUAGGAUUCGACGACCUGGAGGGAUAUUUGAAGAACAGGUACAUAGGGAGCACGAUUGGCCGAGUCGUGAAUAAAAUUUCUAUGGGCAAAGUGAAGAUUGACAACAAGGAUUAUUCUUUGACCAUCAACGACAAAAAUAGCACGAGCCAUUACAACGGGGGUUUCGUCGCGUUCGAUAACGUUAAUUGGAAUUCUUACAUAUUCAAGAAGCACGUGGUGAUGACCCAUACGAGUUCAAAAAACAGCGAGGGAUAUCCGGGCGAUCUGCUUACGCAGAUUAAAUAUUCCUGGACGGAUGAUAAUCAGUUAAUCAUAAAUAUCCGCGCUUGCGCUACAGAACCGACACCUGUUAACAUUACUAAUAAUUGUUUGAUGAAUCUUGCUGGACAUGCUACCGGUCCGAAGGAAUUGAAAAAACACGUAAUCUCGUUGAACGCUGGUAGCUGGACCUUCACGAAUAUUAUAAAUGAUUUGCCGACAGGUGCUAUAUAUCCGGUUGAUCGUACGGUAUUCGACCUACGCUUACCGACUCAGUUAACCAAGAGAAGACUUUACAUCAUACCGGGGGGUGGUUACAACCAGAACCUUUGCAUAACCAACUUCAACAGUUGGUUUUAUCGUUUCCACGCUAGAAUUAUUCAUCCCGGGUCUGGAAGAACUUUAGAGUUAUAUUCGAAUCACCCGGGGUUACGGUUCUCCACAGGAAACGAUUUGCCGGACUUCGGUCACAAAUAUCCGCCCGACUUUGAAGAAUACUGCGAUUGCAUGGAUCCAUUCCAGGUGCCGAAAGUGGUUGAGAAGGAAGUUUGGGGCAAGGAUGGCGUACGGUAUCAAAGGCACGGUGGAUUCAUUUUGUCGCCCCAAAAUUAUCCCGAUUCGAUCAAUAUUAAGAAUUUUCCAUCUUGCGUACUUUAUCCCGGCCAAAUUUACACACACGAUCUGACGUACAAAUUUGGCCUGUUAACGAAAAAUUAAAUAAAUUUCGAUUGAAGAGAGAUAGGAUUAAUUAUUAAUUGAUAAAAGGGUGCAGAUUUAUAAUACAUAUAUUUGUGAACCAUUGUGUCGGGUGAAGUAAUGUUCGUAAUCCACACCGAUUGUACAAAAUUAUCCGUCAUAGUCUCUAUUCACAUAUAUGCCGUAAGAACGAUCGCAAUAGUCGCUUAAUUAAGGGCUAUUAAUUAAAUUGUACAAAUGUUGUUUUUUCGGAUCGAUCAACGUUAGUAUUCUUAUAUAAUUCUCUUUUCGUUUCAUCAUCCUGAAAGGCACAUCGUGGAACGAGGUUGAUACGGGAGAAGAUAUGGAUAUUUGUGCAGAUUUGAAAGAAAUAUCAAAUUUUUAUUUGAUUAUAUUCCUCGUUUAAGUCUCGAUAAACGUACGAUCCAUAAUAUCUCCACGCAUCUAUUCGUACCUAUUUCGUUUUGUCUGCUAGUAGACUAUAAACGUAUGAUAAAUAUAUAUAUAUAUAUAUA